Messenger RNA from Sparassis crispa, 1587 nucleotides. RefSeq lists its product with no specific name. The coding region runs from base 1 to 1587 and encodes 528 amino acids. Gene Ontology annotation, biological process: regulation of transcription by RNA polymerase II. The record is from RefSeq and is a predicted model, not a curated record. Gene Ontology annotation, cellular component: CCAAT-binding factor complex. The transcript has a single exon. Gene Ontology annotation, molecular function: RNA polymerase II cis-regulatory region sequence-specific DNA binding; DNA-binding transcription factor activity, RNA polymerase II-specific. NCBI's taxonomy places the organism in Eukaryota, Fungi, Basidiomycota, Agaricomycetes, Polyporales, Sparassidaceae.
AUGGACCCCGUCGAUCACCUCUUCCACCCCGGCCCAGCUUAUCCGUCCUACCGUCAGUCUUUUCCGCAGAAAACAAACAUAUCCCCGCACGCUGACCCCCGCCCAGCCCACCAGCCCGUCUACAACUUCUACCCCCACCGUCCCUCGCCCCCGCACUCUCCAGCGCCAGUCCCCCUCUUCCACCAGCAGCCACCCCAGGACUCCCACCAGCGCGACCCAGACCAGCCCGUCGACCAGAUACACGACGACCCCCCCAUCGACGAGGAGCCCCUCUAUGUCAACGCGAAGCAGUAUUAUCGCAUCCUCAAACGGCGCGUCGCCCGCGCCCGCAUCGAGGAGUUGCACAGGCUCUCCAAGCAGCGCAAGGUACCCCUCUUCCUCUCCUCAUUAUUUUUCGCGCCCUCAACUCAUCUACGCCAGCCGUACCUCCACGAGUCGCGCCAUAAGCAUGCCAUGCGCCGUCCCCGCGGUCCCGGCGGUCGCUUCCUCACCGCAGAGGAGAUAGCCGCACAAAAGAACCUGCAAGCCGAUGCGGGGCCUUCCAACUCCACAUCCCCGGACGCCGACGAUGAGGACGCCAUCGACGUCGACCGCGACAUUGACAGGGACGUCGACAUGUCCGUCGACAGCCCCAUCGAGCCCCCUAAGCCGCCGACGUUCCAAAUCCAGCAGCUCGAGGAGCAGCGCGUCCAGCCGAAGCUGCAGGCACUCGAGGAGCAGGAUCAUAGCGAGAAGCCGCGCCCUCCGCCAGCCUCGCAGCCAUCUAUUCAACCAUCUAUACAGCCGCGUCCGCAACGUCCGCGCCAGCCGUCCCCGUCUUACAUACAGCCGCAGGCCCAGAUGCAGGCGCAGCAACAGCUUCAAGCGCAGUCACAGAUGCAGGCGCAACACCAAUUACAAGCGCAUGCGCAGAUGCGCGUGCAGCACCCAAUACAGCCUCAGGCUCCGCAGAUGAUUCGGCAGCACUCGCAGACCCGUAUUCAGAUGCAGCCUCAGACACAAAUGCAACCACCAGCGUCGGCGCAUUCACAGACCCAGCAGACGAUUCGCCGGCCGUCUCUGACUCUCCAGCAGCAGCAGCAGCAGUUACCACAGCAUUCCCCCCUCGUGCACUCGCAAGCGCAGCUUCAGCCGCAACAGCAACAACAAUCGCAGCCGAUGCGCUCACCCACAUACGAGCAUCCGCACCAACACCAGCACAUGGGGAUGUUGCACGGCACCAGCCCAACGAACCUCAUGAACGUCAACGCCAACGUUGGCUACCACCAUCCGCUUUCGCCUGCGCCAGUCUCGCCGGUUCCCCAAGAUGGACAUCGUGCGCACGAGCACUCGCGUCACCUCGGAUCUCACCUUCAGCAGGUGUCGUCGGUUCAGCAGAUGCAGGACUCGCCCUCGCAGACGACAUCGCCACAGAUGACGUCCCCGCAGAUCUCACUGCGCGCGCCGUAUGCGGCAAUGCAGAUGCACCAUGUUCCGCACCCGCAUGCUCACGCACGCCAUCAUCAUUCACUCGUUGGUCGGGGGGAGCAAGUUUACCAUGACGUGCCCGGCAGCGAGUAUAGCGGCGGCGCAUCGGGGAGGCGAUAG